Molecule: messenger RNA, 2701 nt
Organism: Anopheles merus
Lineage: Eukaryota; Metazoa; Arthropoda; Insecta; Diptera; Culicidae
Exons: 1
Coding region: 1692-2528 (278 amino acids)
Source: RefSeq, a predicted model, not a curated record
UUAUAUUAAAUGGUAUUAGCUACUACAAAUCUAGGUUUUCGAUGUAUUAUAUUUGUUAACAGUUUAUUCACAUGCUUUCCUAAGCAUGUAAUAACUUAUUUGAAAACAAUCAUUUCUGAGAGGAAUGUAAGCACUUAACAAAUCGUGUAAAAUCCCGACACAACAAAAGAGGUGCAGUUACAAUUACUUGCAUGGUUAGUAUGUAAUAUUUUAAACACAAUUCAUACAUAUUCCAAAAAAUAUAUAAUACUUUCGAAUAGCACAUAACAUUUAGUGCUCGUCUUAGUAGAGGCGCUCGCUUUAGAAAUGCGUCCCCACUACCCAUCUCGCUAAUUCUAAGACGCAAUUACCGGUGCAGUGAAAACGCACCUUCUUCUGUAAAACCUGCUCGGCAGGUCGGAUCAGUCGAAUAAGCAGAGCAAAGCUGCCCAUGAUGAUGCGUUGUCGAUCGCGAUAAGUGUCGAACCGAACAUGCAUUUCCACUCAUCAGCUUCAUCCCGGUGACGAAGUGAGCGAAAGAAAGUAAAUAGCUCCCUAACAGAUUACUUACCGUUAAUAAGUGCGCGUCCGCUUAUCGUCUCCCAGCUCCCCAAUCUCAUCAACAGGUCUUGCUACCUCGCUUCCGACAAAAACGGUUUUGAGAUUCCACUUUAAUCUCCCUUCAGGUAGCCGCGCUGUCACUUUUUUUCCGGCUGCUGCCUCUCGCAUCAAUCGGCAAACCCAUGGAAACUGCGCAAAGUACCGCGCGAACGCCGAAUGUAGCGUCACCUGGCAGACGCAUCGUUUGCCUUAUACAGUGCGUGUCUGUACCGGCACUCGGGGCAAGCAGCAUACGUACAAUUCCGGCAUUCUAUCGAUCGAUCUCGGGAAUCGAGUGGAAAACGUUCGCAUCCGUGCUGACAGUGUGUCGAAAAAAAAAAUAAAUCCAAAACAACAGCAACUAGAAAAGCCCCUAUCCCGAGAUGAGCGCCGAGGCGGUGGAGAAUUAACUGUAACUGGUCAUUUUCAUCCGCUCGAAAGAUGCGUCGAGCGGUGCGAAUGAUGAGGCAAACCCGUUUCGGAAAAGGGGGCCCGAGAGUCGGAUAGGAAAUGGAACAGCACUUCGCACACGCUCGCACGGUGACCGACUGCCGGGACCCAGAUUCGCGCAGGGACCGGAAGCAGGACGCACCAGCAGCGCGGUAUCCCAGCAGCGGGAGAAAAGAAAAGAGUUGUGCGGUGCUCCACGCACGUAAAGGAAAGUGAUCCAUAUUCUAACUCCUUCUGGUGUGCGCUGCGAAGACUGCUGUUUGAAAAUGCACCACCACCAGCACCACCGCCAUCCGGUCAGCCUGCAAAUUCCGCGGGCGGAAGGUUACAUCUUUGCAGCACGGGGGAGGCACGGUGCGGGAAAAAUUGCGGUACUGCCUAGUGGUGGAGUGGUUUUUCCACUUUCUUCCGAGCGGCGAUCGUUUGCCGCACCGGCGAGAACAAGACAUGCGGCUGGUAGAUGCUGCCAGCGCUCAGUUAUUGCUCAGCUUCGCGCGAGUUAAGAUCAACUGCGUUGUGCUGCGAGCGGUUCCGAGUUGCACCGAGCUGGCAGCGAAUUUAAAAGCCGAUACCAAAGGGUUUGCUGUACGGCGAGUGAAAUAGCAGAAGUGAAUUAAGCCAGCACAGCACGCCAUAUUGUACGCCAACCGCAACCCGCAAGCAUGGCAAGACGGUGCGCUUUUCUGCUGCUAACCGUAACGCUUUUGGCGCCAAUGCGCUGCGAAACGCGCAAAUACUUCCACAGUCGUUAUUCGAGCAGCAGCAGCAGCAGCAGCAGCAGCAGUAACGUGCACCGAUCAAGCAUCACCGAUGGGUACGACAGCACCAGCUCCAGAGCGAGCAGCAGUGCCGCGUACAUCAAAACGAUCCCGUUGCGACUGCUCAACUGCCUUCAGCACGUGUCGCUCCUGGAUUGUGGUAAGCUGUACCUUCUGCAGAACAUGGAAGCGCGCGCCUACCGUUUCCCAAACACCGGCAACCUCACGCACGACGUGCAGGACGUGCUGCUGCCCAGCUACCGGAGCGCGGACAAUCGGCUCUUCGCCGAGCGGCUGCUAGCGCUGAACGCAAGUGACGUCAACGAGCGGCUGGCGCGUGGUUUGCGCCUACUCUUCAACGAGCGCCUCAUCGAUCUGCAGCUGGUGCCGGGUGUGGCCGUACGCCUUACCCCGAGCGACACCAACCAGCUCGAGUUUUCCAUCCGCAAGGGCAUCACGGCGACUGGCGACGGUGGUGCUCCGGACGGUGCGGUCGGCCGCGACAAGGCCAAGAAGGGCAUCCGGACGGUGCUGCAGCUGGCCGUGCCGCUCGUGCUGCUGCCCUCGAUGCUGCUGGCCGGCGUGCUGCCGAUGGUGCUGCCCGUCCUCAAGUUUGCCACCAUCUUCUCGAGCAUCGUCAACCAUGCGGCGCUGGCCGCGGCCAUCAUGUACCUGGCGCGGCAGCACGCCGCCGAGCAGGAAAGCAAGCAGACGGUCUACUUUAACGCCGGCUACAACUAGGACGGCGCCCGUGGGCGUACGAGCACAAACUCCGAAACCAAAGAAGUGCUUCCCCACACAACGCUUCGCGACGACUCUUCGAAGAAGCUGAUAAGGCUGCUGGCUAGCUGCUGGCAGGACAAUGGGCGGGAAUGGAUCGAGACCCACCCAUGAUGGCGAGUGUGUGCUCGGUU